CAUGUCCUUGAUCGAUGACUUCUCAAACGAGGCUGUGGGCACGUCACUGGCAGGCUUUGUUGGUGCUUAUAUGUUCGAGGCGUUCUUGUACGGAAUCAAUGUCAUUCUAUUUGCCCUUUGCAUCUACGUCCUGUGGGUACCCUGGCGCACGCCUCGCUGGCCUUUUCUCCUCGCUGUCUCAGCUAUGCUCGCAAUCUCGACGGCCGACAUUGGCGUCACAUUGCACUUCCUCUUCCGGUUUAUUCUGCAAGGAAGGGCAGUUCCCGCCAAGAACACGUAUCCGAAGCGCAUUUUCCUCGUUUCAAACAGCACCAUCGCUGGCUGUCUGAUGUUAUACCGAUGUUACAUCAUAUGGUCAAGGAAACGGCGUGUUAUCGCCUUCCCUUGUUUAUUACUUUUCUCCGCAUCGGGCUGUGGCUUUGUGUUUUCGAUACCCAUGUCUCCGCGCCUCCGUAAUCUUUUACCAAUCUAUCUGUGGAUUGCAUUCGGUUUCAACAUGCUAAUCGCGAUACUGAUAGCUGCGAGAAUACUUUGGCUUGCUAGAACCGCUCGCUCUAUUCUCGGAGUUGCGACCGCGCGAAGAUGCCUUUUUUUCUUCGCAUUGAGUAUAGGAUCCGGGGUCAUCUAUCCUAUUUACUUGCUUUUGAACAUGGUCGUCGAUACGAUCGUGAUUGAUGCAGGGCUAAUCCAGGUUGUGUGCAUAGCGCCCGCCUUAAUGGUGGUGCAAGUCGGAUUGAGCCGAUACACUCAGGAAGCACAGACGGACAUAGCCCUGCAGCAUAUUGGGCAACAGCAGAGCUCCAGCACUCCCGUCCUCGACUCUGUUUUCAGCACCGUCGGGACAGCAGGAGGCGGCGGUAAUGCCGGCGGUGUUGCCCAGACACCACACCAGAGCCAGACGCAGAUUUCGCCACCUCAGGAGGAGGAGCGUCAUGAUAAUGAUGAUGUUUG
This is a messenger RNA of Cyclocybe aegerita, 951 nucleotides long. The record is from the annotation of a GenBank genome assembly. Lineage: Eukaryota; Fungi; Basidiomycota; Agaricomycetes; Agaricales; Hemipholiotaceae.